CUAUGUCGCUGGUUCUCUGCAUCAUGAUAGACAUUGGCCUCUGGCCAUUAUGUGUCGCCGCCGAACAUCGGACUCCUAUCUGCCAGGUCCAACCGUCCAAGGCGGUCUCGGAAUCGCUAACUGUAGUGGGCUCAAGUCAAUGGGGUAACCAGGGUUUGAGAGCUGGCAUGACAUCUCGCCUGGUAUACUUGAUUGGGGGAAUGAAUUCAAACUCUCGAAGAGCCAGGGAUAGUGUGAGGACUGAGGAGUUAGCUCUGUUGACAUCUCAGGAUGUUGGUAUGCUAGCCCGGUUAUCAAGCUUGUUUGAUUCGUUGUAUGUGGGUGCUGAUUGUCAGAAACAGCUUUGAGUUCGGUUGUGUCGUGAAGGUGA
Canariomyces notabilis is the source of this 370-nucleotide messenger RNA. RefSeq lists its product as uncharacterized. The record is from RefSeq and is a predicted model, not a curated record. Bases 24 to 347 code for a protein of 107 amino acids. The transcript has a single exon. NCBI's taxonomy places the organism in Eukaryota, Fungi, Ascomycota, Sordariomycetes, Sordariales, Chaetomiaceae.